Molecule: messenger RNA, 494 nt
Organism: Hydatigera taeniaeformis
Lineage: Eukaryota; Metazoa; Platyhelminthes; Cestoda; Cyclophyllidea; Taeniidae
Source: the annotation of a GenBank genome assembly
UGCGUGCCUAUUGAGCCCAAGUACCCUCAUUGGAAGGACCCCAGCUGCCUCACCGCCAUCGUGUUUGCCAGUCUUGGUGGUCUCCUUACUAUCCUCAUCCUCGUCGUCUUCAUUGUAUAUCGCAACACCGCGGUAGUGAAGGCAUCCACACGGGAAUUAAUGUGGCUCAUCCUCGUUGCUAUGCUAUUUGCUCAUGCAUUUACUGUCCUCGUCUUGUUUCGCCCCUCCACCGUCACCUGCGCCCUCCAACGCACCCUACCUGGUCUCGCGUUCACUGCCAUCUACGCAGCUCUGGUGACCAAGACCAACCGAAUUGCACGCAUUAUGGAGGGCUCAAGGCGGAUCCUGGUGAAGAAACAACGCUUCCUCUCCACUCCAGCUCAGUUAUUUAUCACUGGAUGUCUAAUUACAGGUGGCGAGAGUUGAGAUUAGGGAAGCACGAAAGGGUCAGAAGGUUUGAAGUAUUAAAGAGGGCUGUAAUCAAAGUUAUUUAA